Molecule: messenger RNA, 3016 nt
Organism: Lytechinus variegatus (green sea urchin)
Lineage: Eukaryota; Metazoa; Echinodermata; Echinoidea; Temnopleuroida; Toxopneustidae
Gene: mcm3
Product: zygotic DNA replication licensing factor mcm3-like
Exons: 19
Coding region: 121-2577 (818 amino acids)
Biological process (GO): DNA strand elongation involved in DNA replication; DNA replication; double-strand break repair via break-induced replication
Cellular component (GO): nucleus; MCM complex
Molecular function (GO): ATP hydrolysis activity; single-stranded DNA helicase activity; ATP binding
Source: RefSeq, a predicted model, not a curated record
GCGGGCAUUUAAACUACACUGCACUGGUGCAGAUAUUCUUUGUUUACAUGCAUGAAGUGUGGACUUCUUCCAAUUUCUGUCACAUUUCCCUCAGUUUAAAAGUAACUUCCGAGCUAAAUCAUGGAUACCGACAUUGAUCAGCAGUUGAGGGAUUACCAGCGAGAAUAUCUGGAAUUUCUGGACGAUGAUGCCGAUCAAGGAAUCUAUCAUGAGAAGGUUCAGAGCAUGAUUUCAAAGAACCAGUGUCGUCUGAUUGUCAACAUCAAUGACCUCCGACGAAAGUAUCCCAAGAGAGCUUCUAGGCUAUUGAAUGAAGCCCACGAAGAGGUGGCCUGCCUCCAGCGAGCGCUGAAGGAGUUUGUCACGUCGGCUGAUACCGCAUACGGCAAGCAGCACGACGACUUCUUUGUUGGAUUUGAGGGAAGCUUUGGGGCCAAGCACGUCACUCCGCGUACUCUAGCAGCCAGUUACCUUGGAAACCUGGUUUGUGUAGAGGGUAUCGUUACAAAAUGCUCACUUGUUAGACCCAAGGUGGUGCGCAGCGUCCAUUACUGUCCAGCUACUCGUAAGACGAUGGAACGUAAAUACACCGAUCUCACCUCUCUCGAUGCUUUCCCUUCUAGCUCUGUCUAUCCAACAAAGGACGACCAAGGUAACCCCCUUGAGACAGAGUUUGGACUGUCCAUGUAUAAAGACCAUCAGACCAUCACAAUUCAAGAGAUGCCUGAGAAAGCUCCUGCUGGCCAGCUUCCGAGGUCUGUCGACAUCAUCGUCGACAACGAUCUGGUAGACGUCUGCAAGCCCGGUGACCGAGUCCAAAUCAUUGGUACAUUCCGGUGCCUCCCAAACAAGCAAGGUAGUUACACUAACGGCACAUUCAGAACCAUCAUCAUAGCCAACCACGUACAGCUUCUAAGUAAGGAGACUGUUCCAAACUUCACCGCAGAAGACAUUGCAAAGAUCCGCAAGUUCUCCCAGGAUAAAAAGGAAGAUGUCUUUGAGCUGUUGGCCAAGAGUCUAGCGCCCUCUAUCCACGGUCAUGAGUACAUUAAGAAGGCAGUGCUGUGCAUGCUGUUGGGAGGAAUGGAGAAAGUAUUGGAGAAUGGUACCAGACUUCGUGGUGACAUCAAUGUAUUAUUAAUUGGAGACCCAUCCACAGCCAAGUCACAGAUGUUGAGGUAUGUUCUGCACACCGCACCGAGAGCCAUUCCAACAACUGGAAGAGGUUCAUCCGGUGUUGGUCUCACCGCCGCUGUUACCACAGACCAAGAAACGGGUGAGCGUCGUCUCGAGGCUGGUGCUAUGGUACUUGCUGAUCGUGGAGUAGUCUGCAUUGAUGAGUUUGACAAGAUGAGUGAUCAAGAUCGUACGGCUAUACAUGAGGUAAUGGAACAGGGGCGUGUCACCAUCGCUAAGGCGGGUAUCCAUGCCAAGCUCAACGCUAGGUGUAGUGUAUUAGCAGCUGCAAACCCUGUUUAUGGACGGUAUGACCAGUAUAAGACACCCAUGGAGAACAUAGGCCUACAAGACUCUCUUCUCUCUCGUUUUGAUGUCAUCUUUAUUGUUCUUGACCAGAUGGAUCCUGAACAUGAUCGUAAGAUCUCAGAUCACGUCCUUAGGAUGCAUCGAUACAGACAAUCGGGAGAGCAGGAUGGAGAUGCGAUGCCACUUGGUAGUUCAGUUGAGUUCUUGGCUACCAAUGACCCUGAUGCUAUCGAAGAAGAGAAGCAAGAAACUAAAGUCUUUGACAAGCAUGAUAAACUACUCCAUGGUGCAAGAAAGAAGCAAAAGUAUGUAAGCAUGGAAUUCAUGAGGAAGUACAUCCACAUUGCUAAAGGAAUGCAGCCUCAGUUGACGAGAGAAGCAGCUGACUGCAUCGCAGAUGAAUACUCUAAACUUCGCAGCCAAGAUGCCACUGCUAACAACAUUGCUAAGACUGCUCCUGUAACGGCCCGUUCACUUGAGACCUUGAUCCGCCUCUCCACGGCCCACGCCAAAGCUCGUAUGAGCAAGACUGUUGAUCUUCAGGAUGCUGAAGCAGCCAUUCAACUUGUUCAGUUUGCCAUCUUCAAGAAGGUUCUAGAAAAGAAGAGGAAGAGGCCACAAGAGGGCGACAGUGGCUCGGAGGAUGACGAAGAGGCCAAAAAGGAAAAGAAACAGAGACGCAAAAAGAAGGGAGCACAGAGGAAAGAGAGGCCUGCAGGAGCAGAGGGAGAGGAAGAUCCUUAUGACUUUGAUAGCUACGAAGAAUCUGGUGAUGAUGAAGUGAUGCCAACGCCUCGUAAGCGUCCUUCGUUAAGCCAGGAUUCAUCCCAAACUCAACCUAUGGACACCGAUGAUUCACAGGACACACAGACAACUAUUGACCCUCAAAGGUUGAAGUUAUUCAAAUCUACCGUGCACAAGACCUUUGAAGCAACGCAUGCCCAGUCGAUCCCGAUGACUCAAAUAUCUGAAGCCCUUACUACCGAACAUAAAGAAGCACCAUUUAGCAAAGCCGAGAUAGACAGUGCCCUCUCUAAGAUGCAAGACGACAAUCAGAUCAUGGUUUCUGAAGGCAUCGUCUUCUUGAUUUAAUCUCUUCACAUUUUGCUUGUGAUGUUCUUAAUCUUCCCUUAUUCAGAAGUUUGAAGGAAUGGGGAUAAAGAUUAAAAAAUAGGGAUGUGUUUGCUGAUUCUGCUUAUUUUAGAUUUGUGCUAUAUCUGUUCCUAAAGCAACAGAGAUAGCUUUAGCCUACGAUAGAUAGGUGUAAUAGCAGCUUUGAUGAAAUGUGAUUGAGAAUGUAUGUGUGCUUGAAUGCCAUUUCGGCCUUGUUUGUAUUCAGGUUCUUGAAAUAACUGCUCUUCACUUAUCUCUGGGCCCCGUCUUACAAAGAGUUGCGAUUGAUCCGAUCAAUCACAACUAUGGACGGCAAGAAACAUCAACAUCUAGUAUGCAGGUUUGUUCAAAAUAUUUUUCAACUAUUCAUGCAUUCAUUGUUUUCUUAAAAUUUCACUGUGCUUCUCUUUGUUUACAA